AUGGACAGAGGUGAUGGACGCACCAAGUACUUGCUGCGUGGUGAGGGGGCGGGGUCGGUGUUUGUGAUUGACGAGAAGACGGGCAACAUCCAUGUCACCAAACCCCUGGACCGUGAGGAGAAGGACGAGUACCGCCUCAUCGCCACAGCAACCGACUGGCAGACCGACCGGGCCCUGGAGCCCUCGUCCACAUUCAUCAUCAGAGUACAGGACAUCAACGACAACCCCCCUCUGUUUGAGGAAGAGCCCUACAGCGCCACCGUGCCUGAGAUGGCCAACAUAGGUACUGAAGCCGGGGAGCCGUUGUCUGUUUUAUCUGCUACUGCCUGCUUCCAUUUUAUUAAUCCUUUCAUCCAUUUUGAUGUGUGCUUGCUUUCAAAACUCGGUCCCAGAUUUAGUUGUUUAGUCAAUCAUGGCUUCAAUAUUUACCUGGGAUGAAAUAUUUACCAAGGUCUUUUCAAAAUGUACGGUGGGUUGCUGUGAGACUAGCAGAUAGCGGAGCCAUGAGAGUCUUAUCAAAGAGCUGUUACAUAAAACUGGUAAUAUCUUCCACCAUCAAUGCCACAGUGGUAAUAAGAUAAUGAUAGUAGUCACAAUAACACAACGUCAGCCUGUCGAAGACAUUGGUUGAGAUAUCUUUCAUCAUCUCACUUUCACUAUGAUUUCAGAUUGAGUUUGCUUCCCUUGAUUGCCCUAAACAACUUGUGUGAUGUGAAUUUCAUCCCCACGGUUAGUUUUAAGUGGAUACUAGGAUAUGAUUUCUACAGCUACUAUAGCCUUACAGUAUUUCACAUGGAAAGAAAUCACUAUGGUAUUCACCCAGAGUAUGAAUGUCUCAGUGCCAGUCAGUGUGAAUAGACUUCUGCUCCAUUCACUGGUAAUACAUCUCAGUCUGAAUGUAUGAUCAUUCCAAAUUGUGACUGUGCUUUAGCACCAAGACAGACUGUAUAUCAAUAGAUUUGUUGCGUCAACCCUAGUCAACCUUGUUUGAUCUGUCUUUCUGAUCAUUAUUUUACUGCUGCGUGCAUCAAAACAUUUGCUCCUGUCACUCUCCCUUUCUCUCUCCAUCUUCCAUGUGCCUUGUUUUUGUUUUUUUUACACAUAUUUAACCCCUUAUUUUUGUUGGGACAAAACUAUCUCCAUACUUCCAUUCAUUUGUAAGGGUUACCUUCAGACGAGUCCCGUGACACUUGUGGGGGUCAUAGAGAAAAACGGAGAACACCAUUGUGUUCGUGAGAGUCUCCCCUUUCUAUAGCGGGGUCAUAUUAGUUAUAGCUAAAAAAACGCUACAGACGUUUUAGUGAGAAGACCGAUUUUCAGGAUGUCUCAUGGUCUGACAAACACCACUGUAGCUCGGCCACCUUCCAUCGCAGAUGGAUAUCUCUAGCUUAAACUGACAGAUUUUUAUGGAGAUUUCUUUAUUAUGUUACAUAGACUGAUGCACAGGUGCAUCACUAGGCUCUUUUAAAUACCUGUGAUAGAUCAGUAAUCAGACCCAGUCUCUCUCUCACUCGUCUCUCUCUCCCUCCCUCCCUCCUUCCUCCCUCUCUCCCUCCCUCCCUUGCUCUCUCUCCCGGUGACACUGUUGGGGCUUUGAUGUCAGAAAACAGCAACAGCUGCUCCCACAAAUCCCCUCUUCCCUCUGAGCUUGUCAGCCCAGUGCCCAAUGGGAAACAUAGUUCUUUUUUCCAAACUAUAUAUAUAUAUUUUUGCUACGAUUUCAAUAUCACACAUAAAGCUGACGGUCUUUGAUUUAUUUGGUGGGAAAAGGUGUCCAUAUUUGUCAGGAGAGGCAGGGAUUCAUGACAUGAGGGAGUCAGGGGGGAGACAAAGGGGGGCAACCGAUAGACAGAGAGAUUGAGAGAGGGAGCCAAAGGGGAUUGUGACAGAGAUGCAGAGAAAUGAAGUGAGACAGACAGAAUGGAGAGAGAAAGAAGGUGAGCAGCAGGGGAGAAGGAAAGUGAAUAAAGUAUUUGUUACACUGCUGCCGAAAGAGAGAGAAUGGGGUGAGAGAGAGAGAGAGAGAGUGGGGUGAGAGAGAGAGAGAGGGUGAGAGAAAGGGAGAGAGAGAGAGAGAGAGAGAGAGAGAGAGAGAGAGAGAGAGAGAGAGAGAGAGAGAGAGAGAGAGAGAGAGAGAGAGAGAGAGAGAGAGAGGUGGGGGUUGUCAGAUAGCCAGUCAAUCAGUCAGCCAGUGUGUAUUUGGCUCUCUGGAGUUAAUGUACUGCUGUGUCCAGUCAGUGUUUGUGUGUGUGGUAUGCUGUUUUAACACUCCUCUGCUCUCUCCCCUCCUCCUUCAGGUACUUCUAUAAUUCAGGUGACAGCGACAGAUGCUGACGACCCAACCUAUGGGAACAGUGCCAGGCUGGUGUACACACUGGUGCAGGGAAAGCAGUUCUUCUCUGUGGACCCACAGACAGGUGAGUGCCUCUUGUUCUCCACUUAGUGUGCAUGCACUCCCUCCCUCUCGACUCCCUCCCUCUGUACUCCCUCCCUCCCCUCUGCUCCCUCCCUCCCUCUGUACUCCCUCCCUCUCCAGCCAACCAUUUUCUCCCUCUACAAGUAUCUUUGCAGUGUGUAUCCCCACAGCUCUUUCUUUCUCUCCCUCAUCUAUCCCCAUCCCUCCUUCAAUCCCUCUCUCAGUCCCUCACACUCUCUGUCAGGCUUGCCCAUUCCUCUCUAUUUACCCCCUCCCCAUAUUCCCUUCUCUCACCUCCCUCCCUCUUUUCCCCUAUUCCCUCUCUCUGUGUCCCCUCCUGCACCCUCUCAGUUAAUCCAGUUCAAGAUGGCAGAAAUGUAUUCAGACUGCCAGAGUCUAUGUGCAUCCAACAAACUGCAGUAACCGCCUUAAAUUAUAUUUUUUGAAGGAGGAAAAACAAAAAGAUGUCUGAUCAAAGGGAGAUGUCAGAAAAGGUUUGGGAACUAUUAAAGGAAGAGAUUAAAAAGGCUCAAAGGACCUGUCUCUUCACUAAAAUCUACUGUGUGUUUUGGGGGGCUUUGGUGUCAACCCAGGGUCCCCGAGGCAGAUGGGAAAGUCUUCUGCACACUGCCUGAGAGGAAACCAUGGGCAUUUCAAACAUCACAUUUAGUCCUCUGUUGCCUCACUACGUGAUUGACAGCCUGCAAGCUAGUAAACACUGCAUUUUUAUACCUUAUGUUUACUGUACGAGUGUGUCGCCUAGUUAGGCAUUUUGAAGUCUGUUUGCUGAGUGAGUGCGUGUCGGCGUGUGUGUGUACUAGUUGGGUUUAUUCUAUUUGUCGACAAGGGGAUAUUAUAGGUAGACAUCGUCUGCUAUGCCAUUAUUGAAUUGUAAUGCAAUUUAAUUAAUUGUUGGAGGGACCUUUGGUAUGAGUGAAGAGGGUUCUGCUGGUGGGUCUUUGCAUGCUAAUUGGGUAUAUUAUCCUAAUUCUGCCCAGCGUAUGUUAACUAAAGCGCUCAUCCAUUGGCAGGGUUUGCAUGUAGAGCCGGUCCACUCUGUCCUCUCUCUUCAUUUCAGAAGGUCUCAUUCUGCACACACACACACACACACACACACACACACACACACACACACACACACACACACACACACACACACACACACACACACACACACACACCACACACACACACACACAUCCCAGAGCCACAUCACAUUUGCUCAGAUAUUUAUGCUGGUUGCUUGUUAACUCCCUACAUAUACCCCAUCAAAGCCUCAUAUUUUCACUAGCUUUACAAGAGCAUCCAUUAUUUCAAGGUGAUUUAGCUACCUUGGCUGCCAGUCUCCUGGUUUGGCUGGGUUUGGUGAGCACAGCUAGAGGCAGCCUCUGUAUGUGAAGCAGAAUCAGGUCAUUCUGCAUAGUGGAAAUGAUGGAUCUUGAACUAUGUCUUUGUCUUUGGUGUGUGUGUUUUUCCAAGGUAUCCUGCGUACAGCAGUGCCUGAUAUGGACAGGGAAACCCAGGACCAAUACCUGGUUGUCCUGCAGGCCAAGGACAUGGGGGGCCAUCUGGGAGGUCUCUCAGGGACCACUACUGUCACCGUCAGGCUGAGUGACGUCAAUGACAACCCUCCUCUCUUCACCCAGAGUGAGUGACACACACACACACAUAUCACAUGCACACAUGCUCACACACCCCCACAAAUAUAUGUAUGAAAAUGUAUGCACUCACUAACUGUAAAGUCGCUCUGGAUAAGAGCGCUGCUAAACGACUAAAAUGUAAAAUGUAAAUACACCCACAAAUACACCCACACACACGAGCACACACGAGCACACACAAGCACACACGAGCACACACAAGCACACACGAGCACACACACACACACACACACACACACACACACACACACACACACACACACACACACACACACACACACACACACACACACACACACACACACACACACACACACACACACACACACAUUCCCACACACACUCUAACAGGUAUACUUCACCCAUCAAUCGCUCUGAGCUAGAAACCCAAUUUGCCAACCUGGGGGCAGUUCUGGUGUCAAUGUGCAGGGUUCUAUACAGACCACAUGUACACUCAGGCUCCUUUGAAGCAUCCUAGGAGAGGGGGAGAGGGGGAGAGGAGGAGAGAAGAGGGGAGAGGAGGAGAGAGGGGGGGAGGGGAGGAGAGAGGGGGGGAGGGGAGGAGAGAGGAGGGGAGAGGAGGGGAGAGGGGAGAGGAGGGGAGAGGAGAGGAGAGAGGAGGAGAGAGGAGAGGAGGGUAGAGGAGAGAGGAGAGGAGAGAGGGGAGAUGAGGGGAGAGGAGGAGAGGGGAGAUGA
This is a messenger RNA of Coregonus sp. 'balchen', 4770 nucleotides long. Lineage: Eukaryota; Metazoa; Chordata; Actinopteri; Salmoniformes; Salmonidae. The record is from the annotation of a GenBank genome assembly.